Megachile rotundata (alfalfa leafcutting bee) is the source of this 292-nucleotide messenger RNA. It is a transcript of the gene tous, whose product is annotated as testes of unusual size. The record is from RefSeq and is a predicted model, not a curated record. Gene Ontology annotation, molecular function: protein binding. NCBI's taxonomy places the organism in Eukaryota, Metazoa, Arthropoda, Insecta, Hymenoptera, Megachilidae.
UUGAAGCGGUAAAAGAAGAUCAAAAUGACUACUUCUUUACAAACCAAAAUAUUUUAUGGAUUAAAAACUGAUAUAAUUUCAAAUGUACAUUAUAUUACGGAUGCAGAAAUUUUGUAUCCUGCUGGAAAUGUAAUAGCAGUACACAAUAUUCCACAAUAUCGGCAAAGAUUGAUAUAUUUGCCUGAUAAGCAACAAAUAAACAUAAUUUCAGUUGCACCUAAUAAGUAAGUUUUAACAUUACUAAUGUAUAAUGCACAGUAGAAUGAAGCAAAAUAUUUUUGUUUUUAUAAAG